GCUCGAGCGGCCGCUCCGCCCCGGAGCCGCUCCCCAGGGCGCCCCCCGCCCGCGAGCGCCCCGCGCCGCGGGCUGGCCACGCACCGCCACGAUGGCCGAGGCGGGGGCGGAGGCGCCCCCCGAGGAUGGCGAGGAGAUGGAGCUGAGCCUGAACACGCCCACGAGCGAGGGCGUCGAUCUGGCGCUGCCGAGCCCUGGCGGGCUCCACAAGCUCGAGACGGCGGAGCGAGGCGACACCCGCCUGCUCGGCAAGCCCGCGAGCUCCCCCCCUCCCCGCUCCUCGGCCAUGUCCCUGCCGGGCAUCCUCCGCAGGGUCUCCACGGGCGCGUCGGGCUCCGCCGUCGUGCGCCUGCGCACCACGGCGAGCAGCACCUCCAGCUCGCCGACCGAGUCCACGACGCCCACGGGCCUGUCGCGCGUCGCCUCGGACGGCUGCGAGCGCGACAUGCGGCGCAAGGACUCCACGAUCCUGACGCGGGCCCGCCUGCAGCGCGCCUACACCACGGGCUGCGAGGGGGCCAGCACGGACCUCGACCUCUCCCCGCUCGGGCCGCCGCGCAAGGUCAAGAGCGGCGACAGCCUGGGCAGCCCCGACUUGCCCCCCAGGGCGGACAGCGCAAGCCCGACGCUGUGGAGGCGUUUUCAGCGCAGUCUCUCGCCCAAGUCGCUCGCCUCGCCGACGUCGAGGUCCGGCCGGUCCCGCGGGAACCGCCUGGACAGGGUCAAGAGCCUGCUUAGCUUUGGCAAGUCCCCGGUUCCUGACGACGAGUCGUCGGAGUCCCCAUCCCCAGUGAAGCGCGUGGGCUUCUGCUCACCGGCGAAGAACACCACCCACGAGGUGACGCCGUAUGCGAGGAAGUACGGCGUCCACCCGAGUUUCUUCUACUUCAGCCGGAGGGGCGACAAGCAGUUGACUGACACGGGCAUCGUGGAGGAGAUGCGGAGAAAGGAAGAAGGCUUGGCUCCGCUGAAGCUGGACGCGGAUCUCUCGUAGUCAUGAGGAUCAGCUUGCCUCGGUCUCGCCCGCUUGGCGGCGGCUCUCCGGCGUCAGAGUCCGCGGCAGCUCCGGGUGCGCGCGCGCCCUGCCGUGGGUCAGCGAGCUGCCUAGUUUGCCGACGCCGCGGGACAUGCCCGACCUACGGUCAAAACGCCACAUACAACGUGCACGUGGUGACUUUGAUGUGCACGCUAUUCGGGGGUCGUACAGAGUGCACGUCGUAGGAGGGGUGCACUCUAUGCGCGGUUGUGCAGCGUUUAGCGUGCACUUCCGAUGGCUGAGACAAAAACGUUUAGCGUGCACGUCUGAUGUCUCAGCAAAAAACGUUUAGAGCGCACCUGUGUUUUCAGAAUGUCGAUCUGGCUCAGCAGUCCCUGGAACCACACUCUGCCUUUCGGCCUCCGCAGGCCCGAGCCACUUCUGCAUCCUCCUCCUCCUCCUCCUCCUCCUCCUCCUCCUCCU
Molecule: messenger RNA, 1459 nt
Organism: Prorocentrum cordatum
Lineage: Eukaryota; Dinophyceae; Prorocentrales; Prorocentraceae
Source: the annotation of a GenBank genome assembly